UAGUAAAGUAAUGUAAACGAGUAUUUAAGGAGUGCAUAAAUUGUACGGUUUCAUUUUUAGGCUCAAAUUAUAAAAGACGAAUAAGCAUGAGGAAUGUGAUGAAAAUAUUCUUGUUAAUUCUUCUGAUUUCUAUACAUUUUCAUUUUCAAGAUGCUGCAUGCUGUGGAGGUGCUAACGAAGAUACAAAUAAACAAUCGGAUGCAGAAAAUCCUGGAUUAAAUUCAGGUAGUAAUAAUCCUGAUGAUGGAGGAACUAUUCCAGAUUCGAUAUUUGCUUUCGAUCCUUUCCUUGCUUAAAUUGUCAAGCGAUUAGUAUUAUAUUAAAGUUAUGAAAUUUUUCUACAUCUUAACAUUAUGUUUAUUAAUUUAAUAUAUAUUAUUGUUCUGUUAAUAAUAAUGCAUUUUAUUCACA
Molecule: messenger RNA, 411 nt
Organism: Schistosoma turkestanicum
Lineage: Eukaryota; Metazoa; Platyhelminthes; Trematoda; Strigeidida; Schistosomatidae
Source: the annotation of a GenBank genome assembly